UAGUCACUCCAGGAAUUGCGAUCUCCGGCGAACAUAUAAAAGUAUCGGUAAUAAUGAGCGAGUCUCAAUUGAAGAAAGUCAAAAUGACGAGCUCCUUAUCACAAUUGAAAGAACUGACAACGAUUGUCGCCGAUACUGGCGACUUUCAAGCAAUGGAACAAUUUAAACCAAUAGAUGCAACUACAAAUCCUUCUUUGAUUCUUGCUGCAGCUAAUCAAAAGAAAUAUGCACAUUUAAUAGAUAAAGCUGUACAAUAUGGAAAAAAAUCUGGAUCGACUUUGGCAGAACAAGUCGAAGUAGCCUUAGAUAUCACAUGUGUUCUAUUUGGAAAAGAGAUUUUAAGUAUUAUACCUGGAAGAGUUUCUACAGAAGUAGAUGCUAGGCUAUCUUUCAAUAAAGAAGCUAGCAUUGAGAAAGCGAAAAACCUGAUUAAUUUGUACGAAGAAGCUGGUAUAAAUAAAGAUAGAGUGUUGAUUAAACUUGCAUCUACCUGGGAAGGUAUUCAGGCAGCAAAAGAACUGGAAGAAAAAUAUGGAAUCCAUUGUAAUUUAACGCUUCUGUUUUCUUUUGCACAAGCUGUUGCAUGUGCAGAAGCUGGUGUAACCCUUAUAUCACCAUUUGUUGGAAGAAUCUUAGAUUGGUAUGUUGCAAAUACGGAUAAGAAAUCGUACGAGUCGAAAGAGGAUCCAGGUGUUGUAUCUGUAACUAAAAUUUAUAAUUAUUACAAAAAGUUUGGAUACAAAACUGUUGUCAUGGGUGCUUCGUUUAGAAAUGUUGGUGAAAUUAAAGAACUGGCCGGCUGUGAUUUCUUAACUAUAAGUCCGAAAUUGCUGGAGGAAUUAGAAAAAAGUAAUGAACCGAUUCGUAAAAUACUUACACCGGAAGCAGCUAAAAAAUCUGAUCUUCAGAAAAUCAGUUUAGACGAAGCAGAAUUUAGGUGGCUUCUUAAUGAAGAUCAAAUGGCAACUGAUAAGUUAAGUGAAGGUAUUCGCAAAUUUGCGGUAGACGUACGCAAAUUGGAAAAAUUACUACAAGAAAAACUUCAAUCUUAAAUAUGAGAAAAAUUCAUUUAAAAUUGUUUAUGAAAUGUAUAUUUCAUUGUCAAUACCAGUACUGUGAAAUAAUAACUGUUAGAUGUAACAUUUAUUGGUGUAUGAUACAUUCCAUAUUCUGUAUCUAUUUUAUA
This is a messenger RNA of Dufourea novaeangliae, 1186 nucleotides long. It is a transcript of the gene Taldo, whose product is annotated as transaldolase. The transcript is spliced from 6 exons. Gene Ontology annotation, molecular function: transaldolase activity. Lineage: Eukaryota; Metazoa; Arthropoda; Insecta; Hymenoptera; Halictidae. The coding region runs from base 54 to 1052 and encodes 332 amino acids. Gene Ontology annotation, cellular component: cytoplasm; intracellular anatomical structure. The record is from RefSeq and is a predicted model, not a curated record. Gene Ontology annotation, biological process: pentose-phosphate shunt, non-oxidative branch; carbohydrate metabolic process; pentose-phosphate shunt.